This is a messenger RNA of Sordaria macrospora k-hell, 2103 nucleotides long. RefSeq lists its product as uncharacterized. The record is from RefSeq and is a predicted model, not a curated record. NCBI's taxonomy places the organism in Eukaryota, Fungi, Ascomycota, Sordariomycetes, Sordariales, Sordariaceae. Gene Ontology annotation, molecular function: pyridoxal phosphate binding; transaminase activity. Gene Ontology annotation, biological process: biosynthetic process.
AUGUCGAGGAUAAUCCCCAUUAUUCCUGACUCAUCGUCAAGUCUGACCAUGUCUGAGAGCUCAGUGGCUUAUCGUGAUGGUCCCCAACUCGGUGCCGACGGCAAGCCGUUGCCGCUCGAUUUCACCCAUCAUCUCUCCGAAGUGACAAAGCGUCGCCAGGCGAGCUUGAUAAAAAAAUACUAUCGAUUCUUUCAGAUUCCCGGAAUCAAGAAUCUUGCUGGCGGUCUCCCCAACACCAAAUUCUUCCCCUUCGAGACUCUUGAAGCUCAAAGCGCCAAGCCCGAGAGAUGGCAACCCACGCCGAACCACCCAGGCGACAAGGAUAGCAACAAAAAAGACCCGGCCGCCGCCGAGCCCGCUCACAUCACCGUCCCCACGGUCUCCGGUGAGGCCAACCCGAUGAAGAAGGUCGACGUCGCCACUGCGCUCCAAUACGGCCAGGCAAACGGCUACCCUCCCCUCCUCGACUGGGUCUGCAAGUUCACCCGCGACCACCUCCACCCGGAUGCGCCCUACAGCGGCGGGCCCGACGUGAUCCUCACGUGCGGCUCGACUGACGGCUUCGCCAAGACGCUGGAGAUGUUCGUCAACCCGUGGAUCGACGGUCUGAACGACCCGCGGGAGCGGCCGGGGUUGUUGUGCGAGACGUUUGUCUAUGGCAACAUCCUCAGCCAGGCGGAGCCGAAGGGCGUGCAGAUCGUGCCGGUCAAGGCGGAUGCGAAGGGUAUGUUGGCUACCGGGCCCGGUGGGCUGGAGGAUGUUUUGAAGAAUUGGGAUGUGACCAAGGGGAGGAGGCCGCAUUUGAUGUAUACUGUUACCCUCGGCCACAACCCAACCGGCUUCGUCAUCCCCAUCUCCCGCCGCAAGGAAAUCUACGCCAUCUGCAGCCGCUACGACGUGAUCAUCGUCGAGGACGAGCCCUACUGGUACCUGCAAUUUCCUUCCGCCACGGCCGCUAACCUGGCCAAGACCGGCACUGUCAAACAACAAACCCAAUCCGCUGAACCUGAAGUCACCAAGCGCACCGUGUCAACAGGCUAUUCCUUCCUCGACUCCCUCACGCCCUCGUACAUCUCCAUUGACGUCGACGGCCGCGUCGUCCGCCUCGACACUUUUUCCAAAACCAUCGCCCCCGGCUGCCGUCUCGGUUGGAUCACCGCCCAGCCCGCGCUCAUCGACCGGCUCACCCGCAUCGCCGAGACUUCUACUCAGCAACCUUCGGGCUUCGUGCAAAGUCUGGUGGCGGAGUUGGUGAUGGGUCCGCAACCUGAAGCUUCCCUCUCUUCUUCGUCCUCUCCCUCCUCUUCCACCACCUCCACCCCUUCUUCCACCUCCUCCUGGAGCCUCUUCCGCUCCUCCUCCUCUACCACCCCCGCCGCCCAACCCAAGCCAUCCAAAGAAACCCCCUCCUCACCAGGCGAAGGCUGGCAAAUGACCGGCUGGAUCCGCUGGCUCGAAGGUCUCCGGGGAAUGUACGAGCGGCGCAUGAACAGGAUGUGCACGAUCCUCGACACUGGGUCUUCCUUAAUCUCCUCCAAUACCCGUUUGCGCGCUACCAAUUCUACUUCUGGCACACCAGGCGACUGGGACGUGAUCACCACCACUCCGCUGUACACUUACUCGUGGCCGGAGGGUGGCAUGUUUAUCUGGUUGCGGAUGCACUUUGAUACGCACCCGUUGUGGGAACACCCCCUCUUCUUCGCCAGAAAUGGGGAGAGGGAAAAAACAAAGGUAAUAGACGGCCCGACGCUCUCCCUAGCGCUGAUGCUCUUCCUGACACUCAAGCCGCACCUGGUGCUGGUGAGCGGCGGGAACAUGUUCAGCGCGACGCCGGAGAUCAGCAAGGAGAUCGGGUGGCAGUAUUUCCGGCUGUGUUUUGCGGCGGUGAGCGAGGAGGACGUGGAUGCUGGCGCGCAGAGGUUCGUGGAUGGCGUGCGGGCGUUUUGGAAGAUUACGGAUGCGAGGGUGAUCGAGAAGUUGGUGGAGAAGCUGGGGGACGAUUUGGAUGCGUCUGGGGGUGAGGCGCUGAAUCUGAUGAAGGUGAUGGGACAGGCUGGGGCGGCGGAGGGGAUGAAUAACCUUGGGGGUUGGUUGGGGUGCUAG